GUUUUACCAUUUACAAUUUUCCUGGAGCUUGAUUACAUCCGGUGUAGUUCCGCAAAUUAUGGGGAAAGAGAAUUUGUUUUAUUGCGUCUGUUACAUUAAUUUAUAAGUUUACAGAUGAAAAGGAGCUCAAUCAAUUACCUUCUUAAACAAAGAUGGCGUUAAAUAUAGAGAAAUUAUUGGGAGAUGCCCAGAUUCUGGUAGCCAGACUUAGAGAUCAUGACUCCACAGCUGACAUUCUUAUAGCGCAUACACAGACACUGCACAAAAGGCUAGAGGCCAUGAAACAGUAUCAAGAAGACAUUAACGAGCUGAAUGAGAUAGCUAAGCAUCGUCCUCGGUCGACCCUGGUGCUGGGUAUUGCCCAGGAGAACCGACAGAUACGAGAGUUACAGCAGGAGAACAGGGAGCUUCGUCUGUCUCUGGAGGAACACCAGCAAGCCCUGGCUCUGAUCAUGCAGAAGUACAGGGAACAAAUGAUGAAACUGAUCCAGAGCAAUAAACAGGAGAAAGCCAUCACACAAAGAAAGGACCAGUCUCAGCAUUUAGAAAAGUUAAUUGAUAAAAUCAGUGAAAUGGCAGCAGUGAUGCAGAAAGCAGUUACGACUGAUGAUGAAAACUCCGCAAAAGACAAAGAGAAACUAGUUCAGCUUCAGUACGAAAACAAUGGCCUACGUGAAAUCUUAGAGGUCUGCACCACAGCCAAGCAGAAAAUUCUGGAGAGUGUUUCCAAAGAUAUGGACAGCAAAGCCAUCCAAACUGAGGACUUAUCUAAAAUGUCUGACUCAGAUGAUAAUAUAUCACUGGACUCGGUUAGUACAGUGGUCGAACAAGAUGAUAUUGGUCAUGAAACAUAGACCUGUAUAAACAAAAGAGAAAGUGAUAUUAACGACUCAUAUUUGAGCUCCAUUGUCCUGUGCUGUUUAUUUGUAUUUAGAAUUUGUGUGUAUUAGGAACAAUAACCUUUUUUCACUGCUAUACAUGUAUAUGUAUUGUUCUGAUAAUUAGACUUUUUCACAUUUAAGGAACAUAAUUUAUUAUGUAUAUGUAGUUGGUUUUCAUUGAAUUACAUAUGUUUUCAUUGCAAUAAACAUGAUAAACUGA
Messenger RNA from Saccostrea cuccullata (small rock oyster), 1101 nucleotides. Its product is annotated as FGFR1 oncogene partner 2 homolog. NCBI's taxonomy places the organism in Eukaryota, Metazoa, Mollusca, Bivalvia, Ostreida, Ostreidae. The record is from RefSeq and is a predicted model, not a curated record. The transcript has 4 exons. Bases 153 to 854 code for a protein of 233 amino acids.